Messenger RNA from Ctenocephalides felis (cat flea), 1527 nucleotides. Its product is annotated as knirps-related protein. Gene Ontology annotation, molecular function: DNA-binding transcription factor activity; zinc ion binding; sequence-specific DNA binding. Gene Ontology annotation, biological process: regulation of DNA-templated transcription. The record is from RefSeq and is a predicted model, not a curated record. NCBI's taxonomy places the organism in Eukaryota, Metazoa, Arthropoda, Insecta, Siphonaptera, Pulicidae.
CACAGCGUGCUCUGAUUGAGAAGUUCAAAUUUCGAACUUUAAUGAAUGUUAAUGACUUUUACAAACUGUUUUUAAAUUAGUUGGACUAAUAAUUAAACGUGUCAAUAAUAACAGUGUUAUAUUGGAUGUUUUCUGUGGCAAACUUAUGGAUUUAGUGAAUAGUAAAUAUAAAAUGUGCAAGAAAUUUGAUUAGCAGAUUAACUUGACUUACGUGACUCCCAGAAUAAAAGAUUACUAUAUAAAAAUAUAUAGUCGCUGCUAGAUAUUUGGACUGUUCAAGAUGAAUCAGCAGUGCAAAGUUUGUGGCGAACCAGCCGCCGGUUUUCAUUUUGGAGUUUCUUUGGAAGAUCUUACAACAAUCUGUCAUCGAUCUCCGAAUGCAAGAACAACGGCGAGUGCGUGAUCAACAAGAAAAACCGCACCGCGUGCAAGGCGUGCCGUCUUCGCAAAUGUCUCUUAGUAGGAAUGUCCAAAAGUGGUUCCCGAUACGGCAGAAGAAGCAAUUGGUUCAAGAUACACUGUCUGCUGCAAGAACAGCAGCAGCAACAUCAGCAAAACCAGCAGUUGAACCAUCAAAACCAUCUUCAAAACCACCAACAAACAACGCUGCAUCAACAACCUAAUACUCAACAAAAGCCUUCAUCGACACCUCCAGGUGUUAGCAUGUUGGGCCACCACCCGCCUGCUUACCAUCCUAGCAUGUUCCCAAGGCCGCCAUGCACAAAAGAAGAACUCAUGCUUUUAGGAUUAGAUGACUACAAACACGCGUCGACAUCCCCUUCAGUUAGCUCACCCGAUAGUCAUAAUUCAGAUAGUUCUGUGGAAGUUGGAGAUCGUAGGCACGCUAACUUGCUUUUACACAAACCACCCACGACAGAAGCUCAACAACUGCCUUCUUCGAAAGAUUUAUUCCUUCCUCUGACAUUCCCUGGUCUUGGUCAAUUGCCAAUGUUGCCACCUCCUGGAUUUUUACCACCGCCUGGAGCUUUUGCUGCACAACAUUUGCUGUUCCAAAACGCCUUCCAUCCGGCUUUGUAUCCCCACCACCAUCAAGGUUUGCUCAAACCAGCACCACCAAAUAAUAACAACAGCAUCACAAAUAAUAAUAACAAUAAUAGUAGAUAUACCCCUGAUCAAAACGCUACGGGGACAACUGAAACAUUCACAAAAAGAUUUUAUUUGGAUGCUGUGCUUAAGUUGCAAAGAUCACCUAGCACAGAAGGUGGUGAUGACAAUGAUGAUACAGAAACUGAAGAUACAGUUGCUGAUGGAAAAGUGCAAGAAAAUCCUAUGGAUUUGUCUAUGAAAGGAAGUAGUAGUCCUGCAAGGAUGACUGCAUCUUCACCUAGUACAGUUAGUGAAGGAUCAGUUAGAUUAGGAGGUGUUCGAACUGGGAGCGAAAUGGAAGAUAAUGAUGACUGUGAAGAUGAUGAUGAAUAUAAAAGAGAAGUUAAAAGAAUAAAAGUACAUCGGACAGCUCCAAUGGAUUUAACAACUAAAGUUGUAGCCGUAGGUUUUGAAAACUAG